UGUCUAUCCAUCGCGAAAAAUGUUGAACAAGCCAAAGGCCUUCUGCGUAGUGCUCCAGCUGAGUCUCGUUUGCCUCUCACGAGCCAUCGAGUACGAGUUCAUCCUGGACAAGGAUGGUUUGUUCGCGCCCUGUGAGAACUAUCCGGGUAACCCUGCCGGCAUCGACGCCCUCUUUGACAUGUCCAAAUUUGAAAUAACACUGAAGGCAGAGUCCACCGUACAAAUGGCGGGAGAUGCCGUGAUCGUUUGGCAGGAUGUUAAACCGAGCGAUACCGUAACGAUGUUCGCACAAGUCUAUCACUACGAGCAGGGCACUUGGCAGAAGACGAUGUUCUCCGCCAGCAGCAACAACUUUUGCAAGAACAUGUUCGAGAAGAACCAGUACUGGUAUAAGUUCUGGACGCAGCACAUCAUCAACUCUGACGAAGUCAAGAAAACUUGCCUCAAUACCCGCGGCUCCUUGCUGAAACACGAGUCCUUCGACCAGGAGCUGAAGGUCAAUGUGAAUGUACCCAAUAUGAAUGGACGCUACAAAUUGGUAUUGCUCUUCGAGGCCUUCGACAAUCGCAAUGUGAAGCGUCCAGUGUCGGUUUGCACCGAACUCCGUGGUAUGAUCCAAAAGGUCUAAAGGUCUAUAAUAAUCAUGCAUGUUGAAUCCGAUACAUACAUAUGUACUGUGAAAUAUCAUUAAAAUGCAUUUGCAAGCAUCAGC
This is a messenger RNA of Drosophila obscura, 712 nucleotides long. RefSeq lists its product as uncharacterized. Lineage: Eukaryota; Metazoa; Arthropoda; Insecta; Diptera; Drosophilidae. Bases 20 to 628 code for a protein of 202 amino acids. The record is from RefSeq and is a predicted model, not a curated record. The transcript is spliced from 3 exons.